Messenger RNA from Betta splendens (Siamese fighting fish), 842 nucleotides. RefSeq names its product adrenomedullin a (gene adma). Gene Ontology annotation, molecular function: hormone activity; adrenomedullin receptor binding. Lineage: Eukaryota; Metazoa; Chordata; Actinopteri; Anabantiformes; Osphronemidae. The record is from RefSeq and is a predicted model, not a curated record. The coding region runs from base 163 to 672 and encodes 169 amino acids. Gene Ontology annotation, cellular component: extracellular region. The transcript is spliced from 4 exons. Gene Ontology annotation, biological process: positive regulation of heart rate; adrenomedullin receptor signaling pathway; adenylate cyclase-activating G protein-coupled receptor signaling pathway.
UCUAUAAAGGCUCCCUGCCUGAGUGUCUAGGAGUUAUUAGAAGAGUGACACAGCUGCCUCACAGAACCAGUGGCAACUCGGGGGAAACGAGUGGAGUAUAGCUGAAUCUGCAGGAAGAGCUUUGGCGUCCGGCUGACUUUUGAGGACAAUACAGGAGGCAAAAUGAAAUUGAUCUUCCAGUCGUUCCUCUAUUGCUGCCUGCUGGCAGCGGUAGUGCACUGUGUGGAACUUGAAGUGAACCCAGAGUUGAAAAAAAGGCUCAGCGUGUGGCUGGGGAGCAGACUGAGACGGAACCCUGACAGCGUGUUGCUGGAGAAGAGGGCAGAGUCUGAGCACUUUGUCAGACCAGAGGAUAUCAAGGACACUUUGCUGCCACAUUCCAGCGCCGACAUCAAGGUCCGAAGCAAAAGGUCGAAAAACCAGCCGAAUAAGUCAGGCUGUUUGCUGGGGACCUGCGCCGUGCAUGACCUGGCACACCGGAUCUACAAGAUCAACACCAAGACGGGGAACGCCCCCCCCCACAAGCUCACCCCAAGCGGUUACGGCCGGAGGCGGCGAUCCCUCCCGGCGCGCAGAGCCACACUGAGGCUGGAGAAGGGCAGGCUGAGGCCCGUGUGGAGCAGAACUGACUCCCAGCUUCACAAGCUCGAGGCUCUCCUCAGACAGACAUGAGCGCGCAGACUGCUCCAGAGGAGUUGGGAGCCAAAGCGAGAGAACCGUUCAGAGUCGCUGUCCAUUCAGCUCUGUUCUAGAAUUCUCAGAAUGCCUCAGACCCUUGCCAGGCAUUCUCCAGCACAUUUUUUUUUUUUUUUUGUCCAGGCUCGAGGACUGAGUCGCAGCCA